GCAGGCACGAGCAGGUGAUAGUAACCAAGGUAAACAACAACAAAUUCGAAUCAUUUUUAACAUUUUAACAAGUGAUUUUAGUGGUUUAUAACAAUAAUAGACUUUUAAUUUACAUCAAAAGUGAUGUAUUAAAAAUAUAGAAAGUUUCAUUUAUGACAAACAAUUUAUUUCUUUCUCGAAAGUUAUACUUGGGAAUUAGAAAUCUAAACUAUAAGUUUUCCGGUACUCGGUAUUUUCAAAAUAAUAAGUACGCACGUAAAACUUUAAAUAAAAAAUGCUUUUAGUAGUCUGUCAAUAAAUUUUAAAUAUGGAAAAAAACAGGAAAACUUUAAAGCAUUCGACACAAUCUCAAUCGAUAUCAAGUAACGAUUUGACGGCUCGUAAUAAAAAAUAUGCCUUAUGGAAAAAUUCUAAAAUAUCUCUGAACCGUGAGAUAAGAAGUAAAAAUGUAAAUAUCAGUGAACAAUCUACAAGUCCGCAAAAUUCUCAACAAAAUGAGUCAAAUUUACAAGUGCAAUCUAAGUUCAAUAAAUCUACAGAUCGAGGAGAAAAAAGUGACAGUGUAUCAAUAGUAUCAACAAAUAAUACUGAAAGGGAAAUUGCUGAAACGCUUUAUUUACUGAAAAAGGAAAUUAGCGAGUGGAAAGCACGCGACAGUUCGAGAAGUAGACUGGAAGAUUCUGAAAAGUUAAUAAUCAGCUCUGAUGAAGAGAAAGACAAGAAAAAGUUUGAUGAAAUUAAUAGUCAACCUGAAGGAAUUGAAGCAUUAUGCCUUGAAUUGGAUAAAAUUCGGACUUCCGGCAGUGCAAUAAUUAGCACAUUUCGGCAUCAGUGUGAUUCCGAAAGAUUUAAAGAUACUGAAGACGAGGAUAAACAUCAUCACAAACCUUCUGUACUGCCAAAAGAAUUAAAAGCUCACGAAGAAUCUAAUGAAAGAGAAGAAGCAGCAAUGGAAACAAUACCUACCUUUGAAUAUUCAUUUAUUAAUAAACCUACAUUACUCAAAGAAACCAAUAAUCAAGAUAUUCUAUUCUCCGAGAAAGGAACUUCGCAAAAAAAUUUAUCUCUCAGUCCACAAACGACACAGUUGUUGAGUAACGUUGAAACGCUACUACAAAAUGCUCAGAAACAAUUGUCCGAGAUUAAGGAUAAUAUUUCAUUUCACAAGAAAAAUCCUGAACUAUCCAAUGCUCAACCAACAAUCGAUGAGGAUCUACUGCGACUUCGACAAAUUGUUGCCAUUAAAUUUCACGAAGCAAACAACAAACAAUCAAAAAUGUUCAAAGAUCAUUCAAAUUUUUCCACAUUUUCUCAAGUGCAAGAAAAUAAUACAAUUAAAGCACCAAGAUUAUUAAGACUCAUGACUAUGCUACCGGAAAAAUGUCAUUCAAACCUAAAAGCCACCGAAUGCUGUAAAAACAAAUCACAUUAUUUAAUGAACAGAAUGACACAUUAUUCUCAAUUUUCUCAUUCUUGUAAUAAAGCUGACAUCGUAUCUGAUGAAAAUAAAGCCAUUCAAACUGACGCUAAAGAAAUUGAGGCAGAAUCUCCAAAUUUUCAAAUACAAACCGGUCCAAACGUAAUUAUAAAAAGAAGUCUACAAGUUCAAAAUCUCGAUCACUUUCACGUCUCACCAGAAUCAUCAUGUCAAGAAACAAGAAAUGUUGGACUCUACAAUUUUCAACAUCAUUCAGAGCAAAUUGGAGAAAAAUGUACUAAACAAACUUAUCAAAGUGAUGGUGAAAAUUCAGAGAAGAAACAAAUUUUUAAAAAGACAGUUGUACUAAAAAUUCCCGAAGACACGAGAAGAGGGACCUCCAAUGUAACUACCAAAGGGAAUAAUUUGAAAGAAACUAAUAAUGCUAUAAUCACCGAAUCACACACUUCCAAUGAAUCUGCUCUACAUCCAAAAAUAUCAAAAGAGUGCAAUACAAAUCUUCCAUAUUCAAGUAAUCUUGAAAAUUCCCCAAAGAAUCCGAAAGAGAAGGAAUUUUAUAAGGAUGACAUUUCUCAAAUGGAGAAUUCAGCUGGAAACAAAAAUAAGCCAACGAUUAUUGCCAACGAGAAAGUUAAUUUUCAAUAUAGAGAUAUUUUCAAAAGACAACAACCAAAGAGUCUAAUUCCAAAGUUGUCGAUUGUUGGGGAGAAAUUAUCGCAAGAAAAUACCACAAUUGAUCGUAUUAGUUUGGAAAAACUCUCCCUUCUUGAUUUGAAUACGAUCAUAAAAAGGAAUAAUGAGACGAUUGAGAAUGUUAUUCAAACAACGGAUUUGUUUCUAAAGAGUAUGUCACCAAAAAUCGAAAUUCGAGAUGUUGACUACAUCAAUGAAGCCAGUGAUAAAUUCGUCAGGAAUGGGAAUAAGGAAGACGGCAGUAAAAAAAUUAAUCAGGAACUUUCUUUGGAAAUUUUCAAGUCCCCCAUUCAACAGUUAGAAUCAAUCAAGUCCACGCUCGUUGAAAAUUUUCCCGAAAUCUAUUUCUCCGAAAAGGAGAAUGAAUUAAUUCCUGAGAAUAGAAAACAGCUCGAAGUGAGUAAGACUUUUAACAUUUCUCCCAAAUCCGAAACAGUCACUAAUAGUCAAAGUAUAAAUUUAUCGCAAAUAAGCCUCAGUCUGAUGUCCUCGACGAAGAAUAUGAUUUUCCAAAAUCUACUACCAUCGACAGUCACAAAGUCAUCAAAAGAUGCCUCAAAAGACGAAACCCUGAAUGAUCUUAAAGAUUUGAGUGUGGAAAUAUUUUCCGACAAAGCGGAAAGGUUUUUCCCACCGAAGAGUUCGGAAAAAACUGAUGAUGAUGAUGAAAAAACUGAUGAUGAAAAAACUGAUGAUGAAAAAACUGAUGAUAAAAAAACUGAUGAUGAAAAAAUUGAUGAUAAAAAAACUGAUGAUGAAAAAGAGUACGAAAUUCUGGAGAAACUAGAUAAACUGAAUGUUUCUGAUCCAAACGAUAAAUUUCGGCAAAGUCUUCAAGAAUCUCCAGAGAGGGAAAAAACCUCAAAAAUUUUCUCCAAGGCAAAUAAAAAUGAAACUUUCCACUUCGAACUUUCGGCAAAAGAUGAAGUAAUUGUUGAUGGAAUCUCCAAGUUAGAAAAAGACGACGAAGAAAUACAACUAGAAGAAAUAAAGAUUCUCGACAAACAGGAUACAAGUUUUUUUCCACAAAAUUUAAAUACUUUAUUUGUCGAUAAAGAUGAUAAAGACAACAUUAAAGAAGAACAGAAACAAAGAAGCAAAGAAGCAGAGAAUCAAAGUAAGGAAAUAGUUUUAAAAGCAGAGUUUCUAGAAACAGAGAAAUUGAACCAAAUGAAAAGUCCCACGCCAAAUAGUUACGAGCAAGAAACAUCUCAGGACAACUAUUCUCAAAAUUUUACCGAAAUUUCAACUACUUCGAAGCAAUACAAGAGUCUCGAAAGUCAUGUUUCGUUGAAAUUAUCCAAUUCAUUUAUGUCUAAAGGAGAAAAUUCGGGCAAGAAGGAGACAAGUGUUGAAUUCGGAAUUCAACGGAAAUUGAAUAGUUUAUUGGACAUGGAGAAGCAAAUUUCACAGAGUAUUGAAGAAUCGUUAAAAAUGGAAUCGAAAAAAAGUGAUUCGCAAAGUAGCUUGAAGAGGAAAUCUUUAACACGAGCUGAAACUUUUAUAAUUAAGAAAUCGAAUUUGGAUAACAAAGAGGAAGGUGGAAAAUCUCAGGAAGGAAAUAAAUUAAAAAAGCCAUUAAAGAUUUCUGAAAGGAGUAGAAAAAUUGAUGAUUUAUCUUCUGAAACAUAUUCAGAGGGAGAAAUUAAUUGGCCUAGUUCUUCGUCUUAUUCAUUGGGGGAAAUAAGAGGAUCGCAAGGAGAGAAAAUUAGUUUGAAAAUCAAAAAUCGAAAGCAAAAUUCAAGCAGCAGUACUGUUCUUAGUAACUCUGCGUCGCGUAGUCUUGGAGAGUUUUCUUCUUUGAAAUGAAGAAAAAAUAUUUUCAUCUGUAAAGAAUUAAGUUGAUUGUAAAAUACUCGUCGUUACAAUUUUUAUUUUGUACGCACGUACGUUUUUAGAUAUAAGUUGUUACAGUAAAAUUAAUGUUGAAAUUUAAUUGUUCAUAAAAAAUUAUGUGGAACCGAAA
Molecule: messenger RNA, 4097 nt
Organism: Leptopilina heterotoma
Lineage: Eukaryota; Metazoa; Arthropoda; Insecta; Hymenoptera; Figitidae
Product: titin homolog
Exons: 8
Coding region: 308-3940 (1210 amino acids)
Source: RefSeq, a predicted model, not a curated record